CUUACUUCUCUGUUUUGCAUUCAACUCACCUUUUUAAAAUUCAUUAACGGCGAAAGUGUAUAUAUAUACUGAAACCCAGUGCUUCUUAUCACUGCAGAUUUUUCUUGGUGGCUCUCAAAACUAUUCUUCUAAGAAAUUUCAGCAUCCAGAAAAUAAGUCAGGCCACUCUUCUCCUGCCGUUGAAUGUUGUGAAUGCAAUAAAAGAAAAUAUCAUUCUUUCUGUGUUUGAAGGAUGAAGUCUUUUGGUUGCUUUUCAGUUCUGUUAUUCAUGGCUGGAACAGCUUUCACAUGCAAGCUUUCACAUUCCACCAUAAUUGGAACUUUCUUUUUAAUUCCAGGUGCUAUGGCCUUACCAUUGCAGGGGAAUAACAUUAUGGACACAACCAUUGACAUGAAGAUGAAGGGUUCGAGAAACGUAAGAAGUCGUAAUGAUCCAAUGGAAGACUAUGAUGGAGACAUAAUGCAUAUGGAAGACUAUGGUCCAAUGGAUCCAGUACCAAGUUCAUCAAAAGCAUCACUAAAACCAGGACCGAUACAACACGGCGCACCUCUCUUGCCUUAUAUUCCUAGUCCAUCCCCGCCACCAGGUGGUUCGGGAAAUGUUGAUCAUCCUUAGCUCUAACAUGCAUGACAUAUCUGCCUUUGUAAUGUUGUUGGGCAGGCCUUAUGAAAACCCUCAUGUAUUCAUUCACUACAUAUAUUUAUUGGACCACGCUUUUGUUAAUCCAUAGCUGUGCUAUUUGAUUUGUUAAUUGAAGACUUGCAGCAUUCCAUGUUUCCAUCCGCAACGAUGAACAAGAACACCAUCGCCAACACAAUGACUGCUCGAAAUGUAAGGUCUGAGGAGUUUUUGACUAAAUCAUGUCUAAUUAUUGAGAUUCGUAUGAUUGAUUUGAGGCUACUUCAAACCAGAAGGCAGAGAACAAGGUUGAACAGGGGUAACAAGGUUGUUAAAAUCAUAUGAAGGCCCAUGUAACCCAUUUCAGAAUAGGGGUGAUUGGGUGAAUCCUUGAAUGUACACGAGUGUUUACUUUAUCAAUAAGAAUGUUGUUUGUAAUCUUCAGUUUCAAUUCUGUUCUUGUAAUGACAGUUGUAAUUUUCUUUCUGUUCUUGUAAUGACAGUUGUAAUUUGAAUUUCUGAGCAUUGUACAUGUUCAAAGUAUUAGU
Cuscuta epithymum is the source of this 1167-nucleotide messenger RNA. The record is from the annotation of a GenBank genome assembly. Lineage: Eukaryota; Viridiplantae; Streptophyta; Magnoliopsida; Solanales; Convolvulaceae.